CCCCCCAAGGGUUCUCUCGGUAGCUCCGGACAUCAGGAGUGAUGUGCUGAGCUCCCACAACCUUCUGCUGUCCCCAGGGCUGGCCGGGCCCCUGCACUGGCUGGAGAACUGCCUGCGGAGGGCAGCAGGGGACCGUGAGGAGGACGGCGUGUCCCACCCGGUGCCGCUGGUGCCGCUGACCGAGGAGAACGAGGAUGCCAUGGAGGACCGGCGCUUCCGGAGGCUGCUGCGGCAGCUGGGGCUGCGUCCUCCCGCCAGCGAGCAGGAAUCCUUCUGGCGCAUCCCGGCCGCCCUCACCCCGCAGCAGCUCCGGCGUGCGGCCGCCUCCAUCGCCCACCGUGCCCCCUCAGGGUCCCCCCAGGAUCUGCCAGAGCCACCCAGGUGUCCCCAGGAACCGUCUGCAGGUGAGGGGCGGGGCUGGGGGGUGCGGGACCCCCAGGUGUGGGGCUGGCUCUGAGCCCCUCUCCUUGUGCCCCUCUGCAGAGCCGCUGCCGGCAGGGCUGGGAUCAGACUCGGAGAGCGAGGAGCCCGUCCCUGUCCCUGUCCCCGUCCCUGUCCCCAGCCCGGUGCCACCACGUACCAAGAGGCGCCGGGAGCUCGCCAGCGAGGAUGAGGAUGGUGGGAGCUCAGGUGGGUUCAGCCCCUCUGCCCUUUCCUGGGGGCUGAGUGGGCACUGCUGGGCUGGGGUUAUCCAGUCCCUGUCCCCUUUGCCACAUCCCUGGGGGGCUCAGCCCUCUCCCCUCUCCCUCCAUCCACAGGCACCAAGCCGGCCCCCCCAGCUCCCCGCUCCGAGGAGGAUGAGGAGGAGGAGGAAGAGGAUCCACAGCCCCGGGGGAGGAGGAAGCGCAUCCGCUGCCUGGAAGAGGAAGAGGAGGAGGACUGAGAGGCUUCCCAUAUCCUGCCUGUGCCCAGGCCUUGUGCUGUUUCCUGGGCUUUUUGCAGAUUUUAUUGGAUUGCUGCAGCUUUUCUGCAGUUUUUCUUGGGUUUCUACAGAUUUUCUGGGGUUUCUGCAGAUUUCCUUCUGCAGGUUUUGAUGCUGUUCUUAAAGGCUGCACCAGCAACCAGUUUCUCCACCUUCCCCCCCUUCCCCUGCUGUCACCAUUUACCCUGAAUUCCCUCCCUUUUCCCUCAGCUGUUGGGGUUUCGGGUUCUUUUUUUUCUUAAAACUUUUUAAAUCUAGACAGGGCCUAAAUAAAUAAAAGUGACUUUUGCCCUCC
Molecule: messenger RNA, 1217 nt
Organism: Serinus canaria (Common canary)
Lineage: Eukaryota; Metazoa; Chordata; Aves; Passeriformes; Fringillidae
Exons: 4
Coding region: 195-1034 (279 amino acids)
Source: RefSeq, a predicted model, not a curated record